Messenger RNA from Parasteatoda tepidariorum (common house spider), 1633 nucleotides. RefSeq names its product alpha-tocopherol transfer protein-like. The record is from RefSeq and is a predicted model, not a curated record. Gene Ontology annotation, molecular function: phosphatidylinositol bisphosphate binding. Gene Ontology annotation, cellular component: membrane. Lineage: Eukaryota; Metazoa; Arthropoda; Arachnida; Araneae; Theridiidae.
CCACAAGGUCGUUAAGUGGCCACAGAUAUCAUUAUAAUAAACGAGUGAAGGUUUCUUAGAAAUUGAAAUUUUCGUUCAUUUUAGUUUUGCAAUGGAUAGUGGAGUAGGUUCGCGUACAUAAUCUUUAAUUGAAAUAAUUUACCUGUUUUUUUUCUCAUCUGGAAUCUUCAUCCUCAAUUAUUUCGAGAGGGGAUGUAAUCAGCACCUCAUUUUUAUACAAUAUAAAUUUGUGUGUUCAGUUUUUGGUGUAACAGAUUAAUUCGGAAAAUUAGCAGCUAUGACGGACAAAGGCCAAAACAAGAAAGUCCAAAUAUCUUCAACAGUUCCACCAGAUGGUUUUCUUCCAUAUCAUUGGAAUGUUAUUACACCAGCUAUGGCAGCAACGGCUGCUAAAAACAUAAAUGAAACCGAAGAAACUAGAACCAAAGGGUUGAAAGUUAUGAGAGAGAUACUCAGAAGUGAUCCAGAUAUUGAGUUCACGGACGAAGAUGACAUUCUUCUCGUUUUCCUGAGAUCCAGAAAAUUUGACGGAGAGAGAGCGGCAGAAUUUUUUAAAACAGGUUUACAUUAUGUAGAAAAUUACCGCUACUUGUUACAGAGGAAAGAUCCAGCUAUACUUAGGAAAUUCCUUAGGACAAAUACGUUCGGCUUUCUUCCUUACAGAGACAGUAAAGGAAGGGCGAUCAUUUACGCAAGGGCCGAUUUAUGGGAUCCAGAUGAGAUCGCAGCAGCAGAUUGUAUUUUCGGUGGACUGAUAUCUGUGAGAUCAGCAGGCGACAAUCCAGUCAACCAAGUGACAGGAUUCGUGGUCCUGCUAGACCUAAAAGGGUUAAGAAUCCAACAAAUCAUCGCAAUGAGCAAAUGGAUGCUUUUUGGAACCGUUGCACUUCAACGUGCUUGUCCAUGUUUUAUGAAAGCCUUUCAUGUCAUCAAUAUUCCGUCAUUCUACAAAAUUGGUUGGAAAAUUGUCAAGCCGCUCAUUAGUGAGAAAAUACGAAAAAGGUUUAUAUUCCAUAAGAGCCAGGACCUCAAUUCACUAUACGAGCAUUUACCGCCUGAUAUACUUCCUCCGGAGCUGGGUGGCAAAUUGGGACCUUUCACAAAUGACCACUGGGCUUCAGACAGCCAAAUAGAUGCAUUGGAGAAAAAGUAUUAUGACCAACUGAACACAAAUGGCAUUAUAUCCAAAAGAAAAAAGGCAGCGGCAUCUAGGUAAUACAAAUAGGAUGUACAUAUAUCCUUCAAAUCUUUACUGUGCUGAGUCAAUUUUACGACACUGCAGUUCCUCAAGAGUAUAUUCGAACAAGAACUUACUAAGAGUUGGACCAAUGAACAAUUGUAUUUUUUUAAAACGUUAUUGUUCGUGAACUUAUUUCUUCAGUCACAUAACCCCUAGACCAUUGGAAGUGAAACUUCUGAAAAGAACACAGCGUCAUAAUCCCUUCUUCCAUAUUAUACAAAAAUGGUAUCAAAUACUUCAACAGUUGUGUAAAGUUAACAAUUGGACAAAGAUUAAAGGAAGUGUAAAAAGAAGUUAUUUCUAAAAAUUCUAUUUUAAGUUUUCGAAAGCUCCAUACAUCUGUUAGUGCAAAGAACGCUGCAAUUUUCUCAUUCAAAUUAGUUUCAACUUAUA